ACUCCCCAAAGGAAAGCUGUGAACCCACUCACUCACCUCAAGACAGUCGCGAGCGCCGCGAUCCAAGCCGUUCGACUUCGGCGAACUCGCAAUCUUCGAGUAACCUUUCUCGCGGUAAGACGUGUGUGUCGAUCGAUCGCCGGACCAUCGUUGCGCUCCCAUUGGGGUCCCCAAGGCAGGCCCUAGCCCGCUCCACAAAGGUGUCGUGCUGCAUUUAGCGACCCAGGCCAGACCAUACAGAUAGAAAGGCUGAAAAGGAAGCUGAAGAAAAAGAUCUUACAUCUCUGGUCGUCGCGUCGGUGACCAAUGCUGUUCGGAGAUGAAGGAAAGGUGAAAAUAGUGUGCUUGGUGGCUUUCUUCUCGCUGACGAGAGUUGAGAUGGGUUUAUAGGUCUUUGUUUUGUGCAUUGUGUCGCCAGGAAUGUGUUUGGAAUUUUUUUAGCUGGCCUAGUUUCACUUUGGUUUCUGAAAUUUACAUCCAAAUCAAUGUAGAUGUGAAGAAAAUUUAUUUCAUAAAUUCAAAUCCUGUAGCACUUUGGAAAAUGAUCAAGAAUAUUUUAUUGAUCAUGGUAUAAAGGAAAACCUAGCAAAUCAACGUUGAGGUCCGUGUAUGCAACUGGCAACCGCAAAAGGUGGAGAGCAAAAAGAAGAAUUGUGCAACGUAAUCGAGCUCCGUGGUGUCCAAGAUUGGUACUAGUGUAUGUGAGUGGUCUGCAGUUUGAAAAGGUCCAUUUGGGUUGCAAGAAAUGAUCAACUAGCGAGUUUGAAUAAACUCGAAGGGGUCAAUCGAGUUAGUGAGUUGAUUAAUUCCAGAGUAAAGAAACCGUGAAAUCAUCCUAGGAGCGAAUGUGUGUGUCAUCACUACAUGUGUCCAUCGAGUUCUCAACAAACCACAGCUGAGCAGUAACGAAGAUCAACCAAUCAAUUAAAUCAAUAUAAUACAAGUGUAUUGACGUUCGUUAAGCCAAACGGAUAGAAAUGGUGAGACUCAAGGAAAUCCUCCACAGGAGGAGGAUGCUGAUUCAACGACUGGUUUUUGCCAGUGCAACCGUCUUGCUGUUUCUAGUCCAACCGGUUAAAUGCCAAAUCAUCAACCGAACGCCGCACUUCAUACCCGGAUCCGGCGACAUGUCUCGCUUCAGUCUACCGGAAAACACUCCAGUUGGCAGUGUUGUUUAUCAGCUGAGAGGCAUUGACCCUGAAGGAAGUAAGCUCCGGUACAGUAUAUCGGGACCCGUUUUCAGCGUGGAUCGCGAUAGCGGUGUCGUGCGGUUACGACAGUCGCUAGAUCGAGAGCUCCAGGACAGCGUGGAAGUAAUCAUCAGCAUAACAGACGAAGGCGUGCUUGGUACGGAACCGAACACCAUCUCGCUCAGGCGUGAAAUUCCUAUACGCGACUACAACGACAAUGCGCCGACGUUCGUUGGGCGGCCGUACAGCGCCUCGAUGAGCGAGUCCACCAAACCGGGAAGCACUGUCAAGAUUAGCCCGGAAAUAGUCGUCACCGAUCUCGACGAGGGAAUGAACGCAGAAGUAAAACUUUCCUGCUAUCUCGAUCCCACCAAAGAAAACGACGACAUCUGCGAAGUGUUUGAAGUGAAAACGGAAAAGAUUGCUCAAGGAAAAUUUGGAGCUACAAUCAUUUUGAAAAAGACCUUAGAUUUUGAAACUAGGCCGUCCUAUAUCCUGACAAUUCAGGCCAAGGAUGGAGCUGUUACAAAUCCACUGAAAUCGUAUGCUACCGUAGCCAUCACAAUCAUAGAUGUUCAGGAUCAACCUCCUGUGUUCAUCAACGCACCGUAUUCAGCAUCAAUCCCUGAGAAUACGCUUGAAGGGACGGUAGUUCUUACGAUCAAUGCAACCGAUGGGGAUACUGGAAGCCCACGACCUAUUGUAUUGACCCUUGAAAAUGAACCAAUGGGUCACUUCAAAUUACGAUUUAUUGGAAACCCUCGCGCGGGUAUAGCCGAACUUGUAACGACCGACCGACCUCUCGACCGAGAAGAUCCUAAAAUUACUAAAAAUGGUGGCGCAUAUACCUUUUCUGUGCGUGCCACAGAGCUGAUAAAUAAUGAAGUCCCUGGAGAUUCCACCAGCUCACAAAUUACCAUUGUUCUGACCGAUGUUGAUGACCACAUUCCCGUAUUCAACAAACCUUCCUUUGAAGUUUCAAUUCCGGAAAACUUAGAACACGAUACGCCUCUACCGGAUCUUGCAAUUAUCGUAACAGAUAUGGAUCUUGGCGCAAACAGUCGUUACACUCUGUCCCUUAGAAACAUUCACAACUCCGAAGGUGUGUUUGCCGUGGUACCAACGCAUGGUGAAGGACGAACACCCAUCGUCGUAAAAGUAGUAGACUCUUCAAAACUGGACUACGACGUACCGGAUGGUGAUAUGCGAAUCUUCAUAUUCGAUAUCGUUGCCUCUGUCAACGGGGAAGAAAAGUCAAAAACAGAAGUAACCGUUCAUCUACAGGACGCCAACGAUAACUCUCCUAUUUUUCCGCGAACUAAUUACAAACUUCAGGUCAAAGAAAACUCCCCCAAAGGUUAUAAAAUUGCGGAAAUUUCAGCAAUGGAUCACGACACCGGGAAGUUCGGUAAACUCACAUAUUCUGUGAAAGGCUUUGGAGCAGAGUACUUCUACACGGACCCACAGAAAGGUGGAGUGUUUGUAAAUCUAAACCUCGACUACGAAGAGCAAAAGAGCUACAGUUUGGCGCUGGUCGCAACUGAUGGAGGAAAACGAGAAACCAACGCAAAUUUAUUGAUUGACAUCAUGGACGUGAAUGACAACAGCCCGGCGUUCGAGUCGCUAGAGUACACUCGAACGAUUCGAGAAGGAGCCGUAGAGUUCGAACCGCAGUUCUUCGUACAUGCCACGGAUCUUGAUGGUCCGCAGCAGGGCGGAGGAAAAAUAACUUAUUCCAUUGAGUCCGAAAAUAGCAUCUCUGGACACGUCUUCACCGUAGAUCCAGACAGCGGAGAGAUCAAAAUAACCCGACCGGUAAACUCGAUGGACACGGAACGGGGACAAUAUGAGUUAAUUGUGGUGGCAACAGAUCACGGAGUUCCACCUCUGAAGAACGAUACACGGGUUCUGGUCAGAGUUGGAAUAUCUGGUAAUCAGCGACCGAUAUUCAAGGGAUUGUACACAAACGGAAAGAAUGACAUUCCGGGACCGCCAAGCUAUCGAGUCAGCAUACCGGAGAAUGCACCGGCAGGGUACAACGUAACAAGUGUCAGUGCUACGGAUCCGGAUGGAAUAGAUGAUCUGCUGAUGUACAAAAUCGUCGGUGCGAGCGAUAACUUCGAAAUCAACGAUCACACCGGCCUUAUCACCGUCGCUCGUGACGCUCGGCUCGAUCGGGACUCCAAUCCGGAAAGCUACUCCAUUGUCGUCAACGCCAUUGAUGCUGGCUUCCCUAUCCCGGAAACAGCCACCACUACCGUGUACGUCAAAAUCCAGGACGUCAAUGACAAACCUCCGAAAUUCAACCAACAAUCCUACACCGCAUAUGUGUCCGAGCGAAGCAGCGUUGACACUGAGGUGCUGCGGGUAACAGCUACGGACACGGAUGUCAAUGCCAGAAUCCUAUACUCGAUUGUAGAUCCCAUCACGGCCAAAACGAAGGCCGGUAUCCCACUGCACACAACUUCCACAUUCGACUACAAGACUGCCUUCCGAAUCAGUGAAGAUGAGGGCGUUAUCUACGUUAACAGUACCUUGGACUACAACUAUGCCGCUGUUAUAUCGCUCACGGUUCGAGCAGUUGAUGUGAAUGCCGAGUACAACGUCGAUAUGCAACAAGACCGAGCCGAAGUCACUCUCUACAUUCAGUCGUUCAAAGAUAUAAACCCAGUUUUCAAAAACAAAGGGUGGAACACGGUUAGACCGAAAAUCGAAGUCAAAGUUAAGGAGGAAUCUCCCAUUGGCAGCGCGGUGAUGAAACUGGAAGCUGAAGAUCCCGUAGCUGACGUCCCAAUUGUGGACUUUGAAAUGGUUAUGGCGGAUGUUGAUGGGUAUUUCAAACUGAACGAGAGAACUGGAGAUAUUAUUUUGAACAAGCGGUUAGACUACGAAACGAUCAACAAAACCCAUAUUAAUUUCGUGGUUCGCGCAACGACAAGCAAUCGGAAAAGGCAAUCCCUUGCUUACGUCAAUGUUACCAUUGAAAAUGUGAACGAUAAUGCUCCGGUGUUUGAAAAAGAAGUCUAUCGAGUGACGGUAAUGGAGUCAGAUCGGUAUCCUCAUCAGGUCAUGACCGUGAAGGCUACGGAUGCAGAUGCUGUCCUAACACAAAAAGAUGUGCUGCUGGGCUAUAAUUCAGUAUGGUACAGUAUAGCCGGCUCCCACUCUAAUCUAUUUACGAUAGAUAACCGGACCGGUGUAAUAAGCAUCGCCAAGGGUCAAAGUUUAGAUCGGGAGAAGCAAUCGGUGCUAAAACUAGUGAUCACCGCGGAGGAUUCGCCUGGAAAAGCAACUGAUGCCAAGCGGGGAUACGCUGAAGUGAUCAUUGAUGUGCUGGAUGUCAACGAUAAUGCACCGGUUUUCGGGCAGAAAUCCUACACGGCCGUCAUACCGGAGAAUGUAUUGGCUGAUACGUUCGUGAUUGCCAUCACGGCCAACGAUCCGGACGAGGGACCCGGUGGAGAAGUGCGGUAUGAAUUUCUCAAUGAAGGAGAAGCGAAUGGUCUACUUCAUAUCAACCCCAAAACGGGUGAAAUCAAAACGAAGGUGCUCCUCACCGGCAAAGGUCGUUCGGAUCCCUACGAGAUGGUCGUCCGAGCCCAGGACAGUGGAAGCCAGCUGCCGAAGCAACGCUCGCUGUACAGUGACGUCACGUUCAUCCUUUACAUAGGAGACAUCAGCGCAAACGAUGGAAUCCCCUUCUUCAUAGCGCCGAAAGUGGGACAAAUAGCCAACGUGACCGAGAACGCAACGAUCGGUGCACCAGUAUUCCAAGUGGUGGCCAGCGAUCCCGAUAGUCCUGCUACGCCAAGUGGCACGUUGCGCUAUCGUAUUCAACCGGACAUUGAGGAUGCUAAAUCGUUCAGGAUAGACUCGAAAACGGGGUUGAUUUCCACUACAAGGUCGUUGGAUCGUGAAACUAAGUCAAUGUACAAUAUAAUUAUUGAAGUGAGUGAUAUGGGCGAGCCCCCGCAAGCAUCAACUAUUGUUCUACGAAUCAACGUAUUGGACAUUGAUGAUCAUAAACCAAGGUUCUUAAGGGACAUUGACGCACAACCCAUUGAAAUGAUGGUUCUUGAAGAGCAGCCUGCUGGAUCGAUAGUAGGUAAUCUUUCAGCAAUAGACGAAGAUGUUGGAGAUAAUGGUGCCAUCGACUACGAAUUUAUAGAUGGUAAUGAACUAGGAUUAUUCAAAAUCUCUAGAACUGAAACCAAUGCUGCAAUCAUUACUACAACAGCACCGUUGGAUCGCGAAUCCUUGGAGCAAGUUAGUCUAACCAUCAAAUGCUUCAAGUAUAAGAUUGAUCCUGUUCCUACCAUAACGACCUACAACAAGUACGAUAAAUCCGAACAAAAGAUCAUCAUACAUGUGGCAGACAUUGACGACCACGCUCCCAAGUUCGAAAAAGAAAACCAAACUGUUGGAAUUCGUCACAAUGUUCCUAUAGAUACGCCCAUAGCGUCAUGCAGAGCCCGUGACGAAGAUUCAAGUGCGUCACCUAUUUUCUACAGUCUCGAAGACAUUACGUUUGUUCCGCAGUUUUAUCGAAGAGACAAUCAUACCGAAAACUAUAUGGCAGUCUUCAAUCUCAACAACUCCACCGGAGAUAUCCGUACUACACGGUCAAUGUCCGACUAUGUGGACGGGUUCUUCCAAAUGACUGUUCGUGCAAACAAUUCCUACAACGCGGAUCGUGUCACCGACAAUCAGUUAAGGAUCUUCGUCAUACGUGACAAGUCCUUGCUGCGAUUUGUCUUCUCAAAACCGCCCUCGGACAUCAACGCCGUACUCACCAACUUUGCGUCCGAGCUUCAAUCGCGGCUCACAGAACACAAUCUGGAAUUGUCUAUUUUCGACGCUCAAGUGCUAGCCAAACCGGAUCAUAGUUUAGAUUUCAGUUCCACAAGUUCCUGCUUCCAGCUAUCCCGACACGGUUCAGCCCUGCCACCAAUCGAGAUGAUGAAAAUUAUGGACAGCCAAGAGAUGAAGGAUGCCUUGAUAGAAACCUAUCUGAAGUACUCCGUCCACAAGAUAGAUUCGUGUUCCAUCGCGAGAAAAGCUCCCACGGCAGCACUGAUUGCAUCGUCGGGAACUUGGCUUGUGAUUUUGGCCGGAUUGAUUGGGUUCGCUGCGUUCGCUUCCACCAUGACUGCUUGCUGUUUGGCAAGAAGAUAUAAAAAUCAAAUCCGAUCAACGUCAUCGUCACAGCGAAUUGCCGGAUCCGAUAUCUACGGAAGUGCCACUCCAGUCUUGUACACUGAACCCAUCUACGGAGCGCUGUAGUAGAUAAAUGCCACAAUCCUCAGAAGAUAAAAAACCAACAAACUAUAGUCUGUACAAAACAAGUCAAACAAAAGUCAUGAUGUGCAAAACACCACAACAAAACUGCAUGCAUUUGCGUUUGUAGGUACGUGCGGUAUCACGUGCUUUGCAAGGCCAUGAAUCGGAACUGAAGACAUUAUGGGUAUAGCACGAUAAAAUAAUAAGUAACGAGUGGAAGUUGGUGCCCCGAGCCCCGUAUGGGUUGUUGAACGAACAGAGACCCGUGCGUUGCUGGGCGGCGGAUAAUAGCAUGUUAAGUUUCGACUAGAAAAAAAUUAAUGGGUAGAAUCAUAGUUAGGAGGAACUCUUAUUUAUUAUCAUUGUUUUUAAAAUAGACAUUCAAGAACGUGACAGGCGAAGUGAGUGUAGAGCUUACACUAUAAUCAACGUGAGUUUGAGUGCAUUCUGAGCUUUGGCGGUCCGAAUCAGACAUUUUGGACAGGUUGAGAAUGUAUCUCUGUAUGACUGGGACUGAAAUGUUGUUUGUAAAUAAAAAUGAAAAAUAAACGAAAUGGUAUUUUUCAGUGUACUUAAAUCAUUGAGGCUCAAUUGGGAAUCUUAUGUUAUAUCCAGAAUGUUCAAAAAGCCGAAGAAAAUGAUAAUGUCCGAUUGUCAUGGCAAACAAACAAUCGUACUUUUUUUUUCGUUUUACUGAUCAUUUUAGCGAAAAGUGCUAUUGCACUCCUGGAAGAUUUGCUAUUUUCAUUUGGGCCUUAAAAGUAUAUUCGAAAUUCCGCUACAACAUAUUUGUCCUACAAUGAAAAAUAAAAUUGACUCAAUAACUGAUCAAACUAAACUGAACCCUUUUCCGUACGUCGAAGUAAGGGCAUGAUAUUGAACAAUAACUAAGGAUUAUCUCUGUUAAAUUGCACAAAAUGUCCUGCUUCACGUGCUCGAGUCAUUAAUUACAUAAGAAAUACUUUAAAAUAACAUUAUUUAACAACACAUAAAGGAUUAUACCUCAUCAUCUGAACCGUCAAUACAAAAGCACGCUGAUCUUGCUCAUCAUCCAUCCCUCAUAUCGUUAGUAUUCCUCGUUUCAUAUACCAUUUAAUCAGACACGCACCACUGCAGCCCAGUUGUCACCCAAAGGAUUCGAGAAGAAGAAAAAAACACCACGAAUAAAAUUCAAAUUACAAGCGUAAAUCCGCUUUGAGGCGACAUCGACGAUAAAAAUCGCUCCGUUCAAACCAAUAAUAAAUACAUUUCACCGGCUAAUCCGGCCGAUCUCAUGGU
This is a messenger RNA of Aedes albopictus (Asian tiger mosquito), 7748 nucleotides long. RefSeq names its product cadherin-23 (gene Cad74A). Gene Ontology annotation, biological process: cell-cell junction assembly; adherens junction organization; multicellular organism development. Gene Ontology annotation, molecular function: calcium ion binding; cadherin binding. Gene Ontology annotation, cellular component: adherens junction; catenin complex; plasma membrane. The coding region runs from base 978 to 6473 and encodes 1831 amino acids. The record is from RefSeq and is a predicted model, not a curated record. Lineage: Eukaryota; Metazoa; Arthropoda; Insecta; Diptera; Culicidae. The transcript is spliced from 7 exons.